This is a messenger RNA of Monomorium pharaonis (pharaoh ant), 1200 nucleotides long. RefSeq lists its product as uncharacterized. The record is from RefSeq and is a predicted model, not a curated record. The coding region runs from base 1 to 1200 and encodes 399 amino acids. The transcript has a single exon. NCBI's taxonomy places the organism in Eukaryota, Metazoa, Arthropoda, Insecta, Hymenoptera, Formicidae.
AUGACUAACAUCUUAAACAUCGAGGAUGAGCCGAUCUUUGACGAUCGUAUCGUUAAGAUUGAAAAUCACACGUACAAUCCGUUCGCCAACACAACAUUCGAAUACAGCGAUGAGAUAAGAAUACCUAUACAACAGCAAGAUUUAUACACGUUACCGUCCGAAAGUUUUCUAUACAUCGAGGGAAAACUUACGAUAAAAAAACCGGUUGCGGGAUCUGAUGUGACAUUGGGGAAUAAUUGCGUCGCGUUCAUGUUUGAUGAGAUUCGAUAUGAACUCAACGGUGUGGAGAUUGAUCGCAACAGAAACGUUGGAAUAACCAGCGCGCUCAAGAAUUAUAUUACUAUGUCAUCCGACAGAAUUAUGAUUGCAAAUAACGCUGGUUGGGAGCCGUGGAAUUCUCCGAAUGGAUACUUUAAUUUUUGCGUACCGCUCAAUAUGCUAUUAGGAUUUUGCGAAGAUUAUAGACGCGUGGUGAUUAACGCCCGUCAUGAGUUGAUCUUGAUACGCUCGCGCAACGAUAAUAAUUGUCUAGUUGGCGAUCCGGCGAGAGAACCUGAAAUUGAAUUAUUCAAAGUACAGUGGCGAAUGCCACACGUGCUGUUGAACGAGGUAAAUAAACUGUCGAUGCUGCGCGCUCUAGAAAGCGGGCGAUACCUCAGCAUGGCUUUUCGUUCGUGGGAUCUGUACGAGUUUCCGCUAUUACAACGCACAACUAAACAUUCGUGGGCCAUCAAGACCGCUACUCAGCUCGAGAAGCCGCGUUACGUCAUCUUCGCUCUGCAGGCUGGUCGGAAGAAUGUUAUGCUCGAUGACGCGAGCCGAUUCGAUCAUUGCAAACUAAUGAACGUAAAACUUUAUCUAAACUCAGAAUGUUAUCCGUACGAUGAUAUGAAUCUGGAUUUCGAUAGAAACAGAUGGGCAAUUCUCUACGACACGUACACACGUUUUUGUAAAAAUUAUUAUGGAUACAAUUAUCUCGAGCCGAAUCAAACUGUCACAAAUUUUCGACAUAAAGGUCCGUUUGUGAUUAUCGAUUGCUCUCGACAAAAUGAAUCGAUAAAGAGCGCAACCGUGGACGUGCGCUUAGAGUUUGAAUGCAAAGAGAACGUGCCUGCGAGUACCACCGCGUACUGUCUCAUCAUACACGAUCGAGUGGUUCAGUACAACCCGUUGACCAAUGUUGUGCGCAAAAUUACAUAA